Lampris incognitus (smalleye Pacific opah) is the source of this 6594-nucleotide messenger RNA. RefSeq names its product unconventional myosin-VIIa-like. Bases 1 to 6594 code for a protein of 2197 amino acids. Lineage: Eukaryota; Metazoa; Chordata; Actinopteri; Lampriformes; Lampridae. Gene Ontology annotation, cellular component: cytoskeleton; myosin complex. The record is from RefSeq and is a predicted model, not a curated record. The transcript is spliced from 47 exons. Gene Ontology annotation, molecular function: protein binding; ATP binding; cytoskeletal motor activity.
AUGACCAUGGCUGUAUUUGAUACCCAGGGAGACUAUGUGUGGUUGGACCUCAAAACGGGCCGGGAGUUCGAUGUCCCUAUUGGAGCUGUGGUCAAACUGUGCGACUCUGGAGAGAUCCAGGUGCUGGAUGAUGAGGGCACGGAGCACUGGAUCUCUCCUCAGAGUGCGCCAAACAUCAAGCCCAUGCACCCAACCUCCAUCCAUGGGGUGGAGGAUAUGAUCCGUCUAGGGGACCUGAAUGAAGCUGGCAUCCUCCGCAACCUACUCAUCCGCUACAAUGAGCGUGUCAUCUAUACAUACACAGGCUCUAUCCUGGUGGCAGUCAACCCAUACCAGCUGCUACCCAUCUACACAGCAGAUCACAUCCGCCUCUACACCAAUAAGAAGAUUGGGGAGAUGCCUCCACACAUAUUUGCCAUAGCAGACAACUGCUACUUUAACAUGCAAAGGAACAACAAGGACCAGUGCUGCAUCAUUAGUGGUGAGUCUGGAGCAGGGAAGACAGAAAGCACUAAGCUGAUUCUCCAGUUCCUGGCAGCCAUCAGCGGACAACACUCCUGGAUAGAACAACAAGUGCUGGAGGCCAACCCCAUCCUUGAAGCAUUUGGCAAUGCCAAGACCAUCCGUAAUGACAACUCGAGCCGAUUUGGGAAGUACAUCGAUAUCCACUUCAAUAAGCGUGGGGCCAUUGAAGGAGCCAAGAUAGAACAGUACCUUUUAGAGAAGUCUCGUGUUUGCCGACAGGCUGCAGAUGAGAGGAACUACCAUAUAUUUUACUGCAUGCUGAGGGGUAUGGCUCCAGAAUUUAAAACUAAGCUGGGCCUGGGUCUCGCAACUGACUACUCCUACCUUACCAUGGGUAACUGUACAGAGUGUGAUGGCCGUAAUGAUCUGCGCGACUACUCCUGCAUCCUGUCUGCAAUGAAGGUUCUUAUGUUCACCGAGACAGAGAACUGGGAGAUCUCCAAGCUGCUGGCUGCCAUCUUGCACAUGGGCAACCUACGCUUUGAGGCUCGUACAUAUGAUAACCUGGAUGCCUGUGUGGUGGUGAGAUCCCCCGAUCUUGCAACUGCUGCUGCACUCAUGGAGGUGGAGCCUAAGGAUGUGAUGGUGUGUCUGACCACACGCACUUUGAUAACACGAGGUGAGAGUGUUGCCACACCUCUAAGUAUGGUGCAGGGCCUGGACGUCAGGGACGCCUUUGUCAAGGGAAUCUACGGCAGACUUUUUGUCUGGAUUGUGGAUAAGAUCAAUGCAGCGAUAUACAGACCACCGCCUUGUGAGAAUAAGAUCAUGCGCAGAUCUAUUGGAUUACUGGACAUCUUUGGCUUUGAGAACUUCACUGUCAACAGUUUUGAACAGCUAUGCAUCAACUUUGCCAAUGAGAACCUGCAGCAGUUCUUUGUGCGCCAUGUAUUUAAGCUGGAACAAGAGGAGUACAACCUGGAGGACAUCAGCUGGCAACACAUCGAGUUCACUGACAACCAGGAAGCCCUGGACAUGAUAGCUAACAAACCCAUGAACAUCAUCUCUCUAAUUGAUGAGGAGAGCAAGUUCCCUAAGGGAACCGACUCCACAAUGUUGUACAAACUCAACUCACAGCACAAGCUCAAUGCCCACUAUAUCCCCCCCAAGAACAACCAUGAGACUCAGUUUGGCAUCCAGCAUUUUGCUGGCGUGGUACACUACGAGACCAGAGGCUUCCUGGAGAAGAAUCGAGACAGCCUCCAUACAGAUAUAAUCCAGCUGGUUCACUCCUCCAAGAACAAGUUUAUCAAACAGAUCUUCCAAGCCGAUGUCGCCAUGUUUCUGUGUGGCUAUCAGCAGCCCAGCACCCCUGCUCCCAAGGGUGUUGAGACCAGGAAGCGUUCCCCUACCCUGAGCAGCCAGUUCAAGCGCUCUCUAGAGAUGCUGAUGAGAACUCUCAGUGUGUGUCAGCCGUUCUUCGUCCGCUGCAUUAAACCCAAUGAGUAUAAAAAACCUAUGUUGUUUGACAGGGAGCUCUGUGUGCGUCAGCUGCGCUACUCUGGCAUGAUGGAGACCAUCAGGAUUAGACGGGCUGGCUAUCCCAUCCGAUACACCUUCUCUGAGUUUGUUGACCGUUACCGGGUCCUUAUGCCUGGUGUCAAACCAGCCCACAAACAGGAGGACCUACGAGGCACCUGUAAGCAGAUAGUCGUGGCCAGACUGGGGAAACAUGACGACUGGCAGAUUGGCAAGACCAAGAUCUUUCUCAAAGACCACCAUGAUAUGCAGCUGGAGAUUGAGAGGGACAAGGCCAUUACUGACAAGGUCAUCCUCAUCCAAAAGGCUGUACGAGGACUAAAGGAGAGGACAAAUUUCCUUCGAGUAAGGAGUGCCGUGACUCUCAUCCAGAAGGUCUGGCGGGGUUAUCGACACAGGAAGAAGUACCAAACGAUGAAGGUGGGCUUCCUGCGUCUUCAGGCCCUCUUCAGAUCCAGGAAGCUCUGCAAGGACUACCAGUUGGCACGGCUGCGUGUCACACUCAUGCAGGCCCGCUGCCGUGGCUUCCUCAUUCGACAGACUUUCUGGCGGCGUCUGCAAGCGGUGCUGACCAUCCAGGCCUACACCAGGGGCAUGAUUGCCAGACGCCUCUGCCAGAGGCUCAGGGCAGAGCACCAGCAUCGCCUGGAAGCCGAGCGCCAGCGUCUGGCAGAGGAGGAACGACUACGCAACCAGAUGACGGCCCGGCGGGCGAAGGCCGAGGCCGAGAGGAAGCACCAAGAGCGGCUGGACCAACUGGCCCAGCAGCAGGAGGAGAGGAACAGGGAGGAGAAGGAGGAAGCACGACGGAAAAAGGAGCUGGUCGAGCGGAUGGAGAGGGAGAAGGAACAACCUGUCGACCACUCUGACAUGGUGGACCAAAUGUUCGGCUUCCUUGGGAACACUGGGCCGCUGCCCAAUCAGGAGGGACAGGGGCCUGCUGGGUUUGAGGACCUUGAAAAUGGUCCCCCAGGAGAGCAGACUGAGCCUGAGGUACUGAAUGAAGCUCCACCGCUGCCUGAGGAAGAGGAGGAGGAUCUGUCAGAGUUUAAGUUCUCCAAGUUUGCUGCCACCUACUUUCAGGGCAUUUCCACCCAUACCUACAUCAGACGCCCACUCAAACAGCCCUUGCUCUUCCAUGAGGAUGAGGGAGACCAAGUUGCUGCAUUAGCUGUGUGGAUCACAGUGCUGAGGUUCAUGGGUGACCUACCCGAGCCCAAGUACCAGAUAGCCAUUAAUGAUGGCAGUGAGAAGAUCCCUGUCAUGACCAAGAUCUAUGAAACUUUGGGUAAGAGGACCUACAAGAGAGAGCUUCAGGAGCUACAAGUGGAGGAAGAGAACAGCCCCAUAGAUGGCCAAAAAAGGAACAGUGUCAGACAUAAACUUGUCUCUCUAACCUUGAAGAGGAAAUCUAAGAUCACCGAAGAGGUGACCAGGCGUCUGACAGAUGGAGACUACAGCCUCCAGGGGAACAGCAUGCUGGAAGACCGACCUACCUCUAACCUGGAGAAACUCCAUUUCAUUAUUGGCAAUGGCAUCUUAAGACCGGCCCUCAGGGAUGAGAUCUACUGUCAGAUUUGUAAGCAGCUCACUCAGAAUCCAUCCAAGAGCAGCCAUGCCCGCGGCUGGAUCCUGCUCUCCCUCUGUGUGGGAUGCUUUGCCCCCUCUGAAAAGUUUGUCAAGUAUUUACGAACAUUCAUGAACAGUGGUCCUCCUGGUUAUGCGCCGUACUGCGAGGAAAGGUUGAGGAGGACAUUUGUCAACCGCACAAGGACCCAGCCUCCAUCUUGGUUGGAGCUCCAGGCCACCAAGUCUAAGAAACCCAUCAUGUUACCAGUGACAUUCAUGGAUGGCACCACCAAAACCCUUCUGACAGACUCAGCCACCACUGCUAGUGAGCUGUGCAACGCUCUCGCAGAUAAGAUCAACCUCCAAGACCGCUUUGGAUUCUCUCUAUACAUCGCCCUGUUUGACAAGGUGUCGUCUCUGGGAAGUGGCACUGACCAUGUGAUGGAUGCCGUGUCGCAGUGUGAGCAGUAUGCCAAGGAGCAGGGGGCCCAGGAGAGGAACGCUCCAUGGAGGUUGUUCUUCAGAAAGGAGAUUUUCACCCCCUGGCACAAUCCUGCCGAGGACUGCGUGGCCACUAACCUCAUUUACCAACAAAUCGUACGAGGGGUUAAGUUUGGAGAAUACCGCUGUGAGAGGGAGGAGGAUCUGGCAGAGCUAGCCUCUCAGCAGUACUAUGUAGAUUAUGGAUCUGACAUCCUCCAAGACCGUCUGCUUAGUCUCAUUCCCACCUACAUCCCUGACAGGGAGAUCUCCUCAGCCAAGACAGCCGAUAAGUGGGCCCAACUCAUCAUGGCCGCCCACAAAAAGGGAUUGCACACUAAGAAGAGGUUGAACACACAGAAGGUGAAGGAAGAUGUGGUGGACUUUGCUCGUUUCAAGUGGCCUUUACUGUUCUCACGCUUCUACGAGGCCUUUAAGUUCUCAGGGCCUAGCCUGCCUAAGAAUGAUGUGAUAGUUGCGGUGAAUUGGACCGGGGUUUACUUUGUGGAUGAGCAGGAGCAGGUCCUUCUGGAACUCUCUUUCCCAGAAAUCACUGCUGUGUCUAGUAGCAGGGGUGGGAAGCUCCAGGGCCAGAGUUUUACGCUGGCCACUAUCAAAGGAGAUGAGUACACAUUUACAUCGAACAACGCUGAGGAUAUCCGUGACCUGGUGGUCACCUUCCUUGAAGGCCUGCGAAAGAGGUCAAAAUAUGUGGUGGCGCUAGUGGACUGUCCCAACCCUGCAGCAGGGGCAGACUCCACAUUCCUAAGCUUCUCCAAAGGGGACCUGAUCUUUCUGGAUGAGCACACCGGGGAACAUGUGAUGAACUCCGGCUGGGCUCAUGGGAUCAACGACAGGACUAAACAGAGAGGAGACUUCCCCUCUGAUUGUGUCUAUUUGCUGCCAACUGUCACAAGACCACAAUAUGACAUAGUGGCCUUAGUGACCAUGACUCCAGAUCAGAGAAGAGAGUCCGUCACUCUGUCCCAGCUGGCCCUGUCUAACAAUGAAGACAAAGCUGAGCCUUAUACGUUGGAGGAUUUUUCAUACGAUUACUUCAGACCCCCUCCUAAGAGCACUCUGAGCAGGGUGAUGAUCACCAAGUCCCGGGGAAAGGAACGAUUGUGGAGCUGCACCAGGGACCCUCUCAAACAGCCUCUACUCAAAAAGGUCCUGGCCCAUGAAGAGCUCUCUCAAGAGGCCUGUGUGGCUUUCAUAGCUGUGAUGAAGUAUAUGGGGGACUACCCUUCCAAACGAGCGCGCUCCGUCAAUGAGCUGACAGACCAGAUAUUUGAGGGGGCUUUGAAGGCAGAGCCUCUGAAAGAUGAGAUUUUCUGUCAGAUCCUCAAGCAGCUUACAGAUAAUCACAUCAAGUACAGUGAGGAUAAAGGCUGGGAGCUGCUGUGGCUCUGUACUGGUCUUUUCCCUCCCAGUAACAUCCUGCUACCUCAUGUCCAGAAGUUCCUCCAGGCAAAAAAACACCACCCGUUGGCUCCAGACUGCAUGCAGCGGCUACAGAAGGCCUUACGAAAUGGAUCCAGGAAGUACCCUUCCCAUCUGGUGGAGGUGGAGGCCAUCCAACAUAAGACCACCCAGAUCUUUCACAAAGUCUACUUCCCAGAUGACUCCGAUGAGGCAUUUGAGGUGGAGUCAAGUACCAAGGCCAAAGACUUCUGUCACAACAUCUCUGGACGACUGAUGCUGAAGUCCUCAGAGGGGUUCAGUCUCUUCGUCAAAAUCACGGACAAGGUCAUCAGUGUGCCUGAUGGGGAUUUCUUCUUUGACUUUGUGAGGCACCUGACUGACUGGAUCAAAAAGGCCCGCUAUGUAAAAGAUGGUGUAGUUCCUUCAUUAACGUAUCAGGUGUUCUUCAUGAAGAAGCUGUGGACUAAUACCAUCCCAGGAAAAGACUCCAUGGCUGACUCCAUCUUCCACUACUACCAGGAGCUGCCAAAAUAUCUACGUGGCUACCACAAGUGUUCCAGAGAGGAGGUACACCAGUUGGCCGCUCUGAUCUACAGGGUGAAGUUUGAGGAGGACAAGUCCCACUUCCACAACCUCCCCAAGAUCCUUAAGGAGCUGGUCCCUCAAGACCAGAUUCGACAUCUCCCUCCCGACGACUGGAAGAGGUCUAUAGUGCCACUGUUUAACAAGCAUUCAGGGAAGACUCGAGAGGAGGCCAAACUCUUGUUCCUCAAAAUCAUUUACAAAUGGCCCACAUUUGGUUCUGCUUUCUUCGAGGUCAAGCAAACCACUGAUCCAAAUUACCCCGAGACGCUGUUGAUAGCAAUCAACAAGCAUGGAGUCAGUCUGAUCGAUCCCAAGUCUAGGGACAUUUUGACGACACACCCCUUCACAAAGAUCUCCAACUGGAGCAGCGGCAACACCUACUUCCAUAUUACCAUUGGCAACUUGGUCCGAGGAAGCAAGCUGCUGUGUGAAACCUCACUGGGCUACAAGAUGGAUGACCUCCUGACUUCUUACAUCAGCCAGAUGCUAACGACCAUGACAAAACAACGCAGUUCCCAUGGCAACAAGUGA